UAUAAAACAUGGGCAAUUAUCCUCCUAAUGUCGCUAACCAGCAGGCAGCCAAACAUCCUAAGCCAGAUUCGCAAAAGAAAAAGAAAAAGCCUAAGAUCAACUACAAGAACGCUCAGGAUGGAGACAUUGACUUUACUGAAAUUGAGAAAGCCCAUGCUAAAGAACGAAGGAAAAAGAUAAACAGAGCCAGAAGGCUAAGAAAGUUGAAGAAACUCAAAGAAAUGAAGGAUGCGGAAUGAGGUAUUGUGAAGUGUAUCUUAAAAGGAUUAUCUUCAGAAAAAAUGAUACAGAGAGGAAUGCUAAGCAGAAGCUGUUUAUAAUAAAUAGCUACUGAAAGCCAAAGGUAUCAAAAUAAAAUUCUAGUUAAUUCUUUCUAAGUCUUAAUGAAUAAAUCUGAUGCCUAAAGCUCUACAGACCAU
This is a messenger RNA of Moneuplotes crassus, 419 nucleotides long. Lineage: Eukaryota; Ciliophora; Spirotrichea; Euplotida; Euplotidae. The record is from the annotation of a GenBank genome assembly.